This is a messenger RNA of Lodderomyces oxycetoniae, 978 nucleotides long. It is a transcript of the gene MOB2, whose product is annotated as Mob2p. The transcript has a single exon. Gene Ontology annotation, cellular component: cytoplasm; nucleus. The coding region runs from base 1 to 978 and encodes 325 amino acids. NCBI's taxonomy places the organism in Eukaryota, Fungi, Ascomycota, Pichiomycetes, Serinales, Debaryomycetaceae. Gene Ontology annotation, molecular function: protein kinase activator activity. Gene Ontology annotation, biological process: signal transduction; positive regulation of protein phosphorylation; cell division. The record is from RefSeq and is a predicted model, not a curated record.
AUGUCCUUUCUAAAUACAAUAAGAGGGUUAGGAAGAAGUUCGAAAAAGAACAAAAAGGACUUGGACGCUUCACAGUCCCCGUCAUUCUAUUCAAAUUCAAAUUUAUCGGGUACUGUUCUAAAGAGGACACAAUCUCCCAAUAAAUUAUCACCUUCGAAGCAUUCUGCUACAUCGCCAAUACGAGGAGGAGGAGGUGGUGGUUCAACAAAUGCCCAAAAUAUACCGACGGUGAGACUACUGCAAGGAUAUCUGCAACAGGGCUCGCCAACAAGACGUAGCAAACAUGUGCAUCCACUGCUGCAGCUGCAACAUCAUCAUCAUCAGCAACAUGAUAGACUGCCUCAAAGAACGGUCCAGUAUACUACUAAAUCGUCUCAACAGCAAAUGGCAGAACCACCGUUAUUCUUGUGUGAUCCAUAUGUGAGAACUGCGCUUGUCAAGGGUUCCUACAAGACUAUUGUUCAACUACCCGCAUUUGUUGACUUGAACGAAUGGCUAGCGCUCAAUGUUUUUGAGUUUUUCAGUAAUUUAGAUGCAUUUUAUGGCUUGAUUGCCGAUUUCGUUACCCCUGAAGCGUUUCCUACAAUGAAUGCAGGUCCAACAACAAAUUACCUUUGGGUCGACGCUUCAGGUCAAGCAGUGAACUUGCCUGCGUGCCAGUACAUUGAAUACGUGCGGACCUGGAUCCUGAAUAAAAUCAAUGAUCGAGAAAACUUUCCCACGAAAACAGGUGCGGUUUUCCCUCAGUUUUUUAUCAGGGAUGUGAGAAACAUUUCAAGACAGAUGUUUAGAAUAUUUGCAUUCAUUUACUAUAAUCAGUUUGACAAGAUUAUUCAUUUGAGUUUGGAAGCUCACUUAAAUUCGUUUUUUGCUCAUUUCAUUUCGUUUAUUAAAGAAUUCAAUCUUUUAGACAAGAAAGAGUUGCAUCCUUUACAACCGUUGGUUGAUAAUUUUGAGCAGCAGGGGAAAAUCUACUAG